UGGGGAAGCACCCGCAGUCGGUCGCUCUUCGCCGCCACCGCUGGUUGGAUCGUUUCAAUAAAAGUCUUUUUUUUCCCCUUCUCUCGCUCGCUCCGGGGAACAGGCGGAGGCGUCAAGCCGCAGCCGCCGCCGAGCGAGAGAAAGCGACGCGCACGCAGACGAACGAGAGCGGCGGCUGCGCUCUCCCUUGCACCCCGCGUCGCCCCGUUCCGCCCCGAGCUCCACGACCGGGGACUACUGGGCCGUCCGUGCGACUCCACGGCCCGGGAGCCAUGUUGAGCAGGGGGCUCGGGCACGCGUGAGGCGGCCGGCGGCCCUCGCGGAGCGGAAGGCGCGAGGUGGGGGGGGGCGGGAGGCCUGAGGCUGAGGCGCCUCUGCGCGGCCACCGCCACCACCGGACCUGCAUCCGCUCGCCCGCCCGGAGGAGUCCGUGUCUCCCCGCACUUGCUGAACUUUUCACGCUACAUCCAGCUGAUAGGAUGAAAAAGUUUAAGAGGAGACUGUCCCUCACGCUCAGGGGAAGCCAGACGAUCGAUGAAUCCCUGUCCGAGCUGGCCGAGCAGAUGACAGUGGAGGAGAGCAGCAGCAAAGACAACGAGCCGAUCGUGAAGAAUGGCAGGCCUCCAACGUCCCACAGCAUGCAUUCCUUCCUCCACCAGUACACGGGCUCCUUCAAGAAGCCGCCACUGCGAAGGCCCCACAGUGUCAUUGGAGGAAGCCUUGGUUCCUUCAUGGCAAUGCCCAGGAAUGGAAGCAGAUUAGAUAUUGUUCAUGAAAAUCUGAAAAUGGGAUCAGAUGGUGAGAGUGACCAAGCGUCUGGGACAUCAUCUGAUGAAGUCCAGUCACCUACCGGCGUUUGCCUCAGAAAUCGUAUACACAGACGGAUCUCAAUGGAGGACUUGAAUAAGCGGCUGUCCCUUCCUGCAGACAUCAGGAUACCUGACGGAUACCUGGAGAAGCUGCAGAUCAGCAGCCCACCCUUCGACCAGCCCAUGAGCCGCAGGUCCCGGAGAGCCUCCUUAUCGGAAAUUGGGUUUGGGAAAAUGGAAACCUACAUCAAAUUGGAAAAGCUUGGAGAGGGUACAUAUGCAACAGUAUAUAAAGGAAGAAGUAAAUUGACAGAGAAUUUGGUGGCAUUAAAAGAGAUCCGCUUGGAACACGAAGAAGGAGCGCCCUGCACAGCUAUAAGAGAAGUCUCACUGUUAAAGGAUUUAAAGCAUGCCAAUAUAGUGACCUUGCAUGACAUUGUUCACACAGAGAAAUCUUUGACGCUGGUCUUUGAGUAUCUGGACAAAGACCUGAAACAGUACAUGGAUGACUGUGGGAAUAUCAUGAGCAUGCACAAUGUAAAGCUGUUCCUGUACCAAAUUCUCCGUGGUUUGGCAUAUUGCCAUAGAAGAAAGGUGUUGCACCGGGACUUGAAACCACAGAACCUCCUCAUAAACGAAAGAGGAGAACUAAAACUGGCUGACUUUGGACUAGCCAGAGCCAAGUCAGUCCCCACCAAGACCUACUCAAAUGAAGUUGUCACACUGUGGUACCGGCCACCUGACGUGCUUCUCGGUUCCUCAGAGUACUCAACACAGAUUGACAUGUGGGGAGUUGGCUGUAUUUUCUUUGAAAUGGCUUCUGGAAGACCACUGUUUCCAGGGUCAACAGUGGAAGAUGAACUGCACUUAAUAUUUCGACUACUAGGAACUCCAUCUCAGGAAACUUGGCCAGGUGUUUCUUCAAAUGAUGAAUUCAAGAACUACAACUUCCCAAAAUAUAAGCCACAACCUCUAAUUAAUCAUGCACCCAGGUUAGAUUCUGAAGGAAUUGAGUUGAUAACAAAAUUUCUUCAGUACGAGUCUAAGAAAAGGGUCCCAGCAGAAGAGGCCAUGAAGCACGUGUACUUCAGAAGUCUAGGACCCAGAAUACAUGCUUUGCCAGAAAGUGUAUCAAUAUUCAGUUUGAAAGAGAUUCAGUUGCAAAAGGACCCGGGUUUUCGAAAUUCUUCCUAUCCAGAGACAGGACAUGGGAAGAACAGAAGACAGAGCAUGCUCUUUUAAGUCUGGUAACAUGUUUCAAGCCCAGCCCCAGCCUUUCUUAUCAGUCAUGGACUCAGAGCGGAAGGCAGUUAUUUCUUGUGCUGGACUUGGACUCUCCGUUUGUCUACACUGUCCUCUUCACAGUGGAGUCUUUUUAUUUCAGACCUACGGAUUCUUUUUAUAUUGUCGUCACAGUGUGACAAUUGUUUUUGUACAGUUGGUUUUAAGGUCUUCUCUGCCAGUAGAGCCAGUAGGUUACAGCUAUCAAUGUAACUGUAGCUGCAGAUUUGUGCAGGACUGAGAAACACAGUGCAUUAUUUAUUGCGGAAUCAUUGCUGCUAGAUAACUACUGUCUGUUUAUUUAACACAACAGCCGAAUGCCUGAAGAAGCUGCAGUGGCUUUAUUAUAUGUGAACGCAUCUGUUUCUCCUCACAAAUUGUUUUACUGAUGCAUUUUUUUUUGGUUUGUUUGUUUUUAAAACUUAAACUGCAGUGUUUCCUGGAAUGUAUAUUUAGCUUUGCUUAGCAGUUAAAACGUGAGCCAUCUUGAACACCCUAAGUUCAUGCUACAUAUAAUUUUGUAGGAAUAUUGGCCAAUAGAGUAGCUGAGAGAUUGGCAGCACAGUGUGUUCAAGAAGCAUGCAGUGUGAGAGUUGAUUCAAGCAAGUGAAUAUCAGAUAUUUUUGAAUUCUCACUUUAGACACCUAUAAAUUAAAAACCAAGUUAUUUAUUUUUACCUAUUCCUCGUCUUAGAACUGUCUGGUGCAUAUUUGUAUGCUACUACUCUUGAUUAACUCUUUACACUGCGCUUGUAGUUAAAUUGUGACCAUAGAAGCCAUUCCAACCGGAAAGGCCUUGCUGCGGUUUGUCUCAAGCACAUCUCUUUUAUUAGACGAUGCUUCAUUUUGGGGGAGCAGUUUCUUUCAUUUGGGGGCUGUGUGUGUUUCAAUACCAUUCACUUGGGAUCAGCUGAGAGCUGUGCUCUGUCUUUAGAAUGAGCCAUGAUAAAUUAGAAAUGAGAAAUAAGAACCCAGGGGACUGCUCUAAAGCAUUGUGGGUAUUAUCUGCUCAUCAAAGACACUAACUUGAAUUAUGCAUCUCCUUGAGCAUCACAGACACUUUGGUGUUGCUAACAGUGUUUUAGGCAUUUGUAUUCAUUUGUUAGGACUAUUGGUUAGUGCAUCCUGCAACUAUAAAUCUUAAUUGGUAUAUUUUGAAAUGGUCAUGUACAUUUUUGCCUUAUAUCAUGAAAAUAGUUAUAACUUAAUUUUUGUCCUGCCAUUCACUGUAAACAUUCAGGGUCCUCUCAUUUCUGUUCAGGAAAUCCUGUAGUUUAUUGUUGUUAUUUAACAGUAUUAAAUGAGUUUUUGUAUAUUUCAUUUUAACUUUAUUUGUGAAUAGUGAUUGUGGCAUGUUUGGGGAUGUUAUUUUAAUAUUUCAUGAUACUGAAAUUUUAAUUUUUUUUUUUAAAAAAAAAACGUUCUGGAAGAAACAGAUUCAUGUAUAAUGGUGACCGUUGGACCACUACUGCUUCCCACCUUUGUACUCGUCUGCUGGUUCUGUGUUCAACCUGUAGCCUAACUGCUGUUAUUUCUAACUGACAGACAUAUGUAUUAAUAUUGUACUUUGAAGGUUAUAAAUAUUAUGUGAAAAUCCCUUCAUUUUGUUUUGAAAUUUAUAAUAACUAAACCUCUGUGUUAUAUAAAACGCGACUUUGUGGAG
Messenger RNA from Chionomys nivalis (European snow vole), 3752 nucleotides. RefSeq names its product cyclin dependent kinase 17 (gene Cdk17). Gene Ontology annotation, biological process: protein phosphorylation. The coding region runs from base 480 to 2051 and encodes 523 amino acids. Gene Ontology annotation, molecular function: ATP binding; protein kinase activity. The record is from RefSeq and is a predicted model, not a curated record. NCBI's taxonomy places the organism in Eukaryota, Metazoa, Chordata, Mammalia, Rodentia, Cricetidae. Gene Ontology annotation, cellular component: nucleus; cytoplasm. The transcript is spliced from 17 exons.